Messenger RNA from Helianthus annuus (common sunflower), 1232 nucleotides. Its product is annotated as protein TIC 22-like, chloroplastic. Lineage: Eukaryota; Viridiplantae; Streptophyta; Magnoliopsida; Asterales; Asteraceae. The coding region runs from base 92 to 970 and encodes 292 amino acids. The record is from RefSeq and is a predicted model, not a curated record. Gene Ontology annotation, biological process: protein transport. Gene Ontology annotation, cellular component: chloroplast. The transcript has 8 exons.
UUAAACCGGCCCAAAUUUACAAAACACCCAAAACCCUCCCUUAUCACAACCAUCUUCUCCACGACUCCACCGGAGACGACCGUCAUACCAAAUGGACUCACCAUCAACACCGCCACCAAAAACCUCUCAAUUCAACCUCCAACACGCCAUUAACAACCUCCAAAACCAAUUCUCUUCCUUUUUCCACCACCACCACUUCUUCAAUCCCAACCCUAGGUUCGAAUUCGACCUUCUAGAACCCGUAAUCACCCCUAAAAAACCAACCGCCUCAAUCUCCUUCACUAAAAACCCUAUAUGGGCUCGAAUUACGCCCGAUAAUAAUAAUAAUAAUAAUAAAACUGUUGUUACCGGUGCCGGUAUGUCGGAUGAGGAUAUUGAGCAGCGGUUGGCCGGUGUGCCGGUGUACGCUCUCAGUAAUUCGUCUGAGGAGUUUGUGGUGGUUUCCGGUCAGAAUCCGGUGAAGUCGCUAGGGUUGUUGUGUUUUAAGGAGGAAGAUGCUGAGACGCUUCUUGGACAGAUGAAGUCUAUGGACCCGAGAAUGCGCCCGGGGUCGAAAGUUGUUCCUGUUGCUCUUAGCAUGGUUUUCCAACUUAAAGUUAACGGCGUGUCUUUUAGGUUUAUUCCAGAGUCUUCACAGAUAAAGAAUGCAAUUGAGGAAAGACGUAAGGCUGGUAUAUCGGAUGACAGCUUCUCUGGAGUUCCUGUUUUCCAGUCAAGGAGCUUAGUUCUACGCAGCCAAAACAGAAGAUACCGUCCAGCUUUUUUCAGAAAGGAGGAUCUCGAAAAAUCGUUAGCGAAAGCUUCUGUUCAGCAAAAACAACUGAAUCCCGCCCUUAGGGUGGGUGAUCUUGAGGUAGCUGUUCUCGAGGAUAUAAUACAAGGGAUGAAGGACAGUUCUACAACUGAUUGGGACGAUGUUGUUUUCAUCCCUCCCGGUUUUGAUGUUUCAACUGGCCCAUCAAGGCAAUAGGAAGUAAACUAAAACCAUGUUUGUGCUUCUAUCAAUGGAUUUGGAAUAUGUGAUGUACUGAUCAUAUUAUUGGUGCGGUUCUGCAUCAUAGCUUUGUAUAUCCAUCCAUGAGUCGAUAGUAGUUUAUAGAUCGAGUGAGUUCAUAUGUAGGACAAAUGAUUGUCAUCAAGUUUAUGAGAUUGUUUUCCAGAAAUUGGUCCUGUCUUUAUGUUUCUUGUAUGGUUUGUGUUCUUGGCAUACGUUGCGGUUUGCUUGAUUGUUU